This is a messenger RNA of Hyaloperonospora brassicae, 1788 nucleotides long. Lineage: Eukaryota; Oomycota; Peronosporomycetes; Peronosporales; Peronosporaceae. The record is from the annotation of a GenBank genome assembly.
AUGUUCGCCAAGCCUUCGAAGGUCAGCGGGAACGUGCUGCUCAAGAACAAGGACGUCAGGACGCUGCGUCACGACGUCGCCACGUGCUUUGCAAGCUCUAUAGAUGGCCCGGAUGACCCGAAUCUCAAGCGAGUGCUGCCACCUAAGGCUGUUGUGCAGAAGGUGCGCUUCCAAGCGCCAUCGCGCGUCGUGGUGUAUACUGCAGAGGCGAACAAAGUGCCGGUACUAUUCGAUAUGACAGGGAAAGGCGAGUGGGGCUUUAGUGUGUACGCACUAUGGCAAUCGCCAGCACUGCUGCCUCGUCUGAUGGUCCAUGCUCCGGUGAGUACGUUUGUGCUGCGUGGCGCCGAUGUGAUGCUGCCGGGUGUCGUCUUUCCGUCCCCAGAGGCGCUGCAGACGCUGCGGAAAGGGGAGCUGCGAGCUGUGUACGUGGAGGGCAAUCCCCAUGCAAUUGCAGUGGGUGAGAUGCUCGUGGAUGCAGCGGAUGUGGAACGCAGUGGCAAGGAGGGACGAGCGCUCAGGCUCUGGCACGUAGUUGGCGACGCGUUGUGGCAAAUGGGGCCGCAAACGCUACCAAAUGAAGGGUUUUUAGGUGACCAUGUGGUGUCGAUUGGGCAGAAAGAACAGCUGGAGGAGACCGAGGAGGAAGAAGAGAGAGGUGGUGAUGCAAGUGGGACAACGGAGAGUGGUGCAAGUUUGGAAGAUGAGGUGCAGGGAAAAGAUACGAAGAAGGAGGAAGAGGAGGUGACCAAAGAGCAGAUGGAUCGGUAUUACGUUGAGGCUUUGCUGCAAGCACUGAGGACUUCGCGGGUGCGUGAGAAAGACCUGCCGAUGCUGGCAAGCUCGUUCCAUGCCAACGUGCUGUUGCCAUGUCGUCGUGCUGGUGUGACACUGAACAUCAAGCACAGCUCGUUCAAGAAGCUGUCUGUGUACUUGAAAGGGAUGGAAACGCACGAGCUACUAACGGUCGUUGAUAAUGCUGGCGUGGUGUCAAUCACAACGAUCUCCAGACGCCAUCGGGAUGUGCUGUCGCACGAAGCAUAUGAGACGGUUGAAGACGCGCAGCAGAAAGAGCAGGCCACUGCUGACAAAGCAGCAGGGUUGCAUGAUUUCACUCCUGGCCAGUCUACGCCUGAGAUCGAGGAGAGUUUUGGUUUGUCACCGGCGCUCAAGACGUUGUUUCUACCGAUUCUGCCCGUUGCUACUAUUGAUCAGCCGGUCCAAAAGUACUAUUCGCGUAUGGAGGUUCGCGACUUGGUCACUCAGUACGUCGAAAGUCAAGGACUAGUUGACACUGAAAACCGCAAGUUUGUGCGGCUAAACGGUCCUCUUACUGACGCUCUCUACGGCAAGAAAGCACCUGCUGGUGGGUACAAAGAGCGCCUCGCUCGACAAGAAAUUUGCAAUCUUCUGCUGUCCAAGUGUACGCAUUACCACCGAAUCAGGCUCUUUCCGACGCACGCAGCUAAAUUCCGUGGCGGCAGCUUCCGUCCGAUUAUGAUUGUUGCUAAAAAACUGAAGGGCCGAAACAACACGACAGUGACGUCCAUUGCGUUUUAUCAGCAGUUCGGCAUCGAUGGCGCUGCGUUUGCCAAAGAGGUGCAAAAGAAGUGGGGGUGUAGCGCUGCCUUGCGGCCAUCCGAAGAUAAGAGCAUGUGCGAAGAGAUUCAGAUCCACGGCCAGAUGGUGAACGAGGUACUGGAGCACUUGGGGACCAAAUACCGCAUCAACGCAAAGUACUGUGACGUGUCUUAUGGCAAGGACGUCAAGGCCAAGAAGAAAAAGUGA